GAUUUUGUACUUUGGACACCAAGAAUCCUUCACAUAUUCACAGACAACUGAGAAGAACGCAGCAGUGCGUGCGGACUGUAACCUCAUCAUGUUUCAUCUACAGAAUAUUGUUGCUUUCAUAAUACUCUUUGCCUCCAUUUGUCAGGCUCAAGCUGGUGGUCAACGGGCUUCAUCAGAUACAGCUAAAGUCACAUUACAGCCGUGGCUGGUGGGACUGACAGCCGUUGUUGUUUUUCUCUUCAUUGUCUUCGUCCUCCUCAUCACGCAAAGACUCUUUUUCAAGAAAGACAAAGAUGAACUAGAAGAAAAGGAUGAAGUGGCUGCAUUUUAUGACAACAAAGCGGCUGAUUUGGAGGCAAAUGAGGACAAAAAACACAAC
Cyprinus carpio (common carp) is the source of this 379-nucleotide messenger RNA. It is a transcript of the gene smim24, whose product is annotated as small integral membrane protein 24. The record is from RefSeq and is a predicted model, not a curated record. The annotation marks the transcript as partial. NCBI's taxonomy places the organism in Eukaryota, Metazoa, Chordata, Actinopteri, Cypriniformes, Cyprinidae. The transcript is spliced from 3 exons.